Molecule: messenger RNA, 965 nt
Organism: Cynara cardunculus var. scolymus (artichoke)
Lineage: Eukaryota; Viridiplantae; Streptophyta; Magnoliopsida; Asterales; Asteraceae
Product: glutathione S-transferase-like
Exons: 3
Coding region: 164-793 (209 amino acids)
Cellular component (GO): cytoplasm
Molecular function (GO): glutathione binding; glutathione transferase activity
Source: RefSeq, a predicted model, not a curated record
ACACAAAGUUUGUCUACUUCACCAUCAAUCGAUCAUCUACCAUUUGAGCUCCUUGUUCGUUGCUUCUGUUGUUGAACUCAUAUCUCUCGGCUUCGUUCUGUACUUAGCGAUUUUGAUAUCACUUUUGAUCUUUUCAUAAGAAAUCAGCCGUUUCCACCACGACAUGGCCAUAAAACUGUACGGAUUCGUUGGUUCAAACGCAACGUUUCGUGCUCUGGCUAGCCUCUACGAGAAGGAUGUCGACUUUGAGUUAGUUACGGUUAACAUGGCCGCCUGGGAACACCGAAGACCUCGAUUCCUUGCACGUAACCCGUUUGGUCAAGUUCCAGCGUUGGAGGAUGGUGAUGUCACGCUAUUCGAAUCAAGAGCAAUAACGCAGUACAUAGCACGCAAAUACCCCAAUAAGGGCACGGAACUGAUAAUGAACGAUCCGUUAAAAAUGGCGAUCCAAACGGUGUGGAUGGAAGUGGAAAAUCAAAAAUUCGAUCCUGUCUCCUGGAAGCUAAUGGAAAUAGCGAUGCAUCGAGUUCGUGGAGGUGAGGAGGUAGUUGCGGAGUUAGAAAAAAAGCUGUCAGAUGUACUCGAUGUAUAUGAAACACGGCUGACGGAGACUAAGUAUUUAGGCGGAGAUAGCUUCACUCUGGCGGAUCUCCACCACACUCCAAACGUGUAUUACUUGAUGAUGACCAGAUCGAAGAGGCUGUUUGACGCGCGGCCACACGUCCGCGCGUGGGCCGCCGAUAUACUUUCCCGGCCGGCUUGGUWGAGGGUUACUUCCAUGUUGCGGUGGUGAAGGUGAGGUUUGUUGAGAAUUGCUCCGAGUUGUACGUCGUGUUUGAAUCCAUGUAUCUUUUUACACACUAUUUGAUGAGUAAAUUACUUUUUUUUCUCACUGCGAUCAGGUAAAAAAAAAUUGUGGAUUUUGUUUUAUGGUUUAUUCAUUGUUAUUUCAUCCUUAUGAUCUA